Rosa rugosa (rugosa rose) is the source of this 1678-nucleotide messenger RNA. Its product is annotated as probable serine/threonine-protein kinase PBL7. Gene Ontology annotation, molecular function: ATP binding; protein kinase activity. Gene Ontology annotation, biological process: protein phosphorylation. NCBI's taxonomy places the organism in Eukaryota, Viridiplantae, Streptophyta, Magnoliopsida, Rosales, Rosaceae. Bases 148 to 1335 code for a protein of 395 amino acids. The transcript is spliced from 6 exons. The record is from RefSeq and is a predicted model, not a curated record.
CCGCGCCACAAAUCAAGGCAGAUAUAGAAACUCUCUCUCUCUCUCAAGUCUCAACUUCCAAAGCUCCAAAUGUGAUGCUCUCCCCUCCCGUCCACCACUGACUUGUGCUAGGGUUUGGGUUUUCUCUGCAACUCUAAUUAGCAAAAGAUGGAAGCAGAGGACGAGUACAGAAGGAAGGCCCGCGUGGCAUUGGUGGUCAUUGUGGUCCUCGCUUCCCUCGCCGUCGCUUCAUUACUCGUCGCCUUUAGCUACUACUGCUACAUCCGCAACAAGGUAGCCAAGCACCUCAACAACAACAACAAGGGGGCUGACUUGGAGGCCAAAGGUGGUUUUCCAAAUCCGAAAACAGCUGCCAGUGACGGAGUUCAGGUCUUCACGUUUAAGCAACUACAUUCGGCGACUGGGGGUUUCAGCAAAUCGAAUGUGGUUGGGAAAGGCGGAUUCGGGUUGGUGUACCGUGGGGUGCUGCAUAAUGGGAGGAAAGUUGCAAUUAAGUUUAUGGACCAAGCAGGAAAGCAGGGAGAAGAAGAGUUUGAAAUGGAGGUGGAGUUGCUAAGUCGGUUGCGUUCUCCAUAUUUGCUUUCGUUGCUUGGGUAUUGUUCAGAUAACAGUCGUAAGCUGUUGGUGUAUGAGUUUAUGGCAAAUGGUGGAUUGCAGGAACAUUUGUAUCCUGUCAGUGGUGGUCCUAAUGCCCUCUCCACAAACUUAGACUGGGAAACCCGGUUGAGAAUAGCUCUUGAAGCUGCGAAAGGUUUGGAGUAUCUCCAUGAACAAGUUAGUCCUCCAGUGAUACACAGAGAUUUUAAGAGCAGCAACAUUCUCUUGGACAAAACAUUCCAUGCCAAAGUUUCUGAUUUCGGAUUGGCCAAACUUGGAUCUGACAAAGCUGGAGGUUAUGUUUCCACCAGAGUGUUGGGCACACAGGGAUAUGUUGCCCCUGAGUAUGCAUUAACAGGGCAUCUGACAACUAAAUCAGAUGUGUACAGUUAUGGGGUUGUGCUGUUGGAAUUGCUAACAGGCAGAGUUCCAGUUGAUAUGAAGAGAUCCCCUGGAGAAGGUGUUCUCGUUUCUUGGGCUUUGCCGCAUCUGACAGAUAGGGAGCAGGUUGUACAGAUCAUGGAUCCUGCAUUGGAGGGUCAAUACUCGAUGAAGGAGGUCAUUCAGGUGGCAGCAAUUGCUGCUAUGUGUGUGCAACCAGAGGCAGAUUAUAGGCCACUGAUGGCAGAUGUUGUACAGUCACUCGUUCCGCUCGUGAAGAUUCACAGAUCAACCUCGAAGGUAGGCAGAUGUUCUAGUUUGCAUGCAACAAAGUCACCUGCACAGAAUUCGGGUUAAGCAAGACGGAUGAAACUUAUUGAAGACAAGCUGAAGAGCAGAAAUUUUUUUCACAAGCUUCCUUGGGUAUCAUAGAGUUUAGUGUAAGUUCUGAGUUCAUUUGCAGUCCAUUAGGGUGUUGUAGUCUCCGUUCAUUAGAUUAGAGAGGAACCUAAAUCAAUAUGUAAUGUGAUCUGAAUUAUGUAGUAAUUGGAAACAAGUCAUCUAAUUAAUAGGUUUUGUGAUGAACUAGUUAUGGUCGAUAAUUCAAUAUGCCAAUGCUUGCCUAAUCAGGAAAGUAAAUACUAUCAAAUUAUUGACUCUGCAGCUUAAUUAGUAAUGGUCUACCGAAAUGUGUUUCUCA